Chrysoperla carnea is the source of this 6644-nucleotide messenger RNA. RefSeq names its product kinesin-like protein KIF13A (gene Khc-73). The record is from RefSeq and is a predicted model, not a curated record. Gene Ontology annotation, biological process: microtubule-based movement; cytoskeleton-dependent intracellular transport. The coding region runs from base 191 to 5854 and encodes 1887 amino acids. Gene Ontology annotation, cellular component: kinesin complex; microtubule. Gene Ontology annotation, molecular function: ATP binding; microtubule binding; microtubule motor activity. The transcript has 21 exons. NCBI's taxonomy places the organism in Eukaryota, Metazoa, Arthropoda, Insecta, Neuroptera, Chrysopidae.
AACAAUGUUUAGUGUAUUAUUAAAUCAAAAUGGUUACAGUUUGUUGAUAAACAUACAAAAUUUUUACUUUGGGAGGUUCUAACAACACCACACAUUCAACCACAAAAAAAAAAGUCCAUACAUCUUUUUAGUGUUAUUAUUCAAAAAAUAUUUGUAGAAAAUUUUUGUAAAUUUUUUUUCGGGGAACGAAAUGGCGACAACGGAUAAAAUAAAGGUUGCCGUACGUGUACGACCGUUUAAUCGACGAGAAAUAGAUUUAGGCACGCAAUGCGUUGUGGAAAUGGACGGUCAUCAGACAAUCUUACAAAAUCCAAAUAGUUUGGAUAAAAUUGACAGAAAGCAACCAAAAACAUUUGCUUUUGAUCAUUGUUUCUACUCACUUGACUGUACAAAGACAAAUUAUGCAUCACAAGAGGAUGUUUUCGAUUGUCUUGGACGCGAUAUACUUGAAAAUGCUUUCCAAGGAUAUAACGCUUGUAUAUUUGCAUAUGGCCAAACAGGUUCUGGAAAAUCAUAUACCAUGAUGGGUAGCCAAGACAAUAAAGGUAUAAUACCCAGAUUAUGUGACUCACUGUUUGAUCAGAUUGCAAAGAAACAAAGCUCUGAAUUAACAUAUAAAGUUGAAGUGAGCUAUAUGGAAAUUUAUAAUGAGAAAGUUCAUGAUUUACUUGAUCCAAAAACCAAUAAACAAUCAUUAAAAGUACGCGAACACAAUGUUUUGGGUCCAUAUGUAGAUGGUUUAUCACAAUUGGCGGUUACGUCAUUUCAGGAUAUUGAUACAUUAAUGGCUGAAGGCAACAAAUCACGAACCGUUGCUGCGACAAACAUGAACAGUGAAUCAUCACGUUCGCAUGCCGUAUUUUCUGUUGUGCUCACACAAACCUUAAUCGAUAUACAAACGGGUGUUAGCGGUGAGAAAGUGAGUCGUAUGUCAUUAGUGGAUUUAGCCGGUAGCGAACGUGCUGUAAAAACAGGCGCUGUUGGUGAACGAUUAAAAGAGGGCUCCAAUAUCAAUAAAUCAUUAACAACCUUAGGUUUAGUUAUAUCAAAAUUAGCCGACCAAUCGUCCAGUGGUAAAAUUAAGGAUAAAUUUGUACCAUAUCGUGAUUCUGUAUUAACAUGGCUAUUAAAAGAUAAUUUAGGUGGUAAUAGUAAAACUGUUAUGGUGGCAACACUGUCACCGGCAGCCGAUAAUUAUGAGGAAACUUUAUCAACGUUACGGUAUGCGGAUCGUGCUAAACGUAUUGUCAAUCAUGCUGUGGUUAAUGAAGAUCCAAAUGCACGUAUUAUUCGUGAGUUGCGUCAAGAGGUCGAAGCUUUGAAGGAAAUGCUUAAAUAUGCUACGGGUUCAGUUGCUGGUGAAAAUCAACGUGUUGAUAUACAUGAAAAAUUAAGUGAAAGUGAGAAAUUAAUGAAAGAAAUGUCACAAACAUGGGAGGAAAAACUAGUCAAAACUGAGCGUAUACAAAAUGAACGUCAACAGGCGUUAGAAAAAAUGGGUAUUAGUGUACAAGAUUCUGGUAUUAAAGUGGAAAAAUAUAAGUAUUAUUUAGUAAAUUUAAAUGCGGAUCCUUCGUUGAACGAACUAUUAGUCUAUUAUUUGAAGGAUCGAACACUUGUCGGUAGUAGGGAUGCAGAUAUACAAUUAUCAGGCCUAGGUAUACAACCUGAACAUUGUUUAAUUAUUUUGGAGAAUGGUGAAUUGUAUAUGGAACCAAUUGAUAAUGCAAGAUCGUAUGUGAAUGGAUCAGCGGUUACUGAACGGACACCUAUUUAUCAUGGAUAUCGUAUUCUAUUGGGAUAUCAUCAUAUUUUUCGUGUAAAUUGUCCAAAAUCACUUUCAACAACAUCAGAACCUCAAACUCCAGCGCAAACGUUUGACUACAAUUUCGCUCGUGAAGAAUUAAUGCUUAACGAAUUAAGUAACGAUCCAAUCCAAACGGCCAUAUCACGUUUAGAAAAACAACACGAAGAAGAUAAGCAGGUGGCACUCGAAAAACAGCGUCAAGAAUACGAACGACAAUUUCAACAGCUACGAAACAUUCUAUCGCCAUCGACACCGUAUCCUCCAUACACGUUACCAUGUGAUCCGCUACGUCUCGGUAAAAUAACCCCAUGUACACCUACUACUCAAAUGCGUGUUGAAAAAUGGGCGCAAGAACGGGAUAAAAUGUUUAAGAGUAGUUUAGGUAAACUAAAGGAGGAUAUAAUGAAAGCAAAUUCUUUGGUGCAAGAAGCGAAUUUUCUAGCUGAGGAAAUGGGACGCCAAACAAAAUUUAGUGUCACACUGCAAAUUCCACCAGCAAAUUUAAGUCCAAAUCGUAAACGCGGCGCAUUUGUGAGUGAACCUGCUAUACUUGUGAAGCGUUUUAAUUCGGCGAGUCAGGUAUGGAGUAUGGAGAAGCUAGAGAAUAAGUUAAUUGACAUGCGCGAAAUGUAUGGUGAGCGUAAAGAUAAGAACACACUUAAAGAUGAAAUUUCUAAGGGAAUGGAUCCAUUUUACGAGUCACAAGAGAGUCAUAACUUAAUUGGUGUUGCCAACAUAUUUUUGGAAGCAUUGUUCCACGACGUACGAUUAGAUUAUCAUACCCCGAUUAUAAGUCAACAAGGUGAGGUCGCUGGUCGAUUACAAGUUGAAAUAUCACGUGUGUCCGGACAAUUUCCACAAGAUCGUACUUGUGAAGCGGGAUCGGAUAGUUCAGGAGAUAGUGGUCAUGAAGAUGACUCACCAACUGGAUCAGAGAAACGGAAUGUUGAGUGUCGUGUUGUUAUCAAACAAGCAUCCGGUCUACCUCCAUCACUAUCACAUUUCGUUUUCUGUCAGUACACGUUUUGGAAUCAUCCAGAUCCCGUAGCUGUGCCUCCAAUAGUGGAUACUGAUCAUAAUCAUCAAAUUGUGCAUCGAGAUUCGAUGACCUUCAAAUUUAAUCAUACUAAAGAUUUCGUUGUACCUAUUACUGAAGAAUUUCUGGAACAUUGUUCCGAAGGAGCUUUGUCUAUUGAGGUUUGGGGACAUCGAAGUGCUGGCUUUUCACGUACGAAACCUGGUUGGGAAAUUGAACAACAAUUAGCAAAAGCCCGCUCCUUGGCUGAUCGAUGGAGUGAAUUAACUAGAAAAAUUGAGCUAUGGGUCGAAAUUCAAGAAUUAAAUGAACAAGGUGAAUACACUCCAGUUGAAGUGUGCCCGAAACCAGAUGUGCUAACCGGUGGAGUGUAUCAGUUACGACAAGGACAACAACGACGUAUUCAAGUGCGUGUAAAACCGGUACAAAAUUCGGGUACACUACCGAUUAUAUGUUCGUCAAUCGUGAAUAUUGCUGUGGGGAGUGUUGUGAUACGAUCUCGACUACAAAAAGCUUUGGAUUCAUAUCAAGAGGAAGAUUUAACGGUAUUACGUGAGAAAUGGAGUAAAGCUUUAAUGCGACGUAGAAAAUAUUUAGAUCAACAGAUUAAAAGCUUAAUUGAUAAACAAGAUAAAACCGAACAGGAUAAAGAACGGGAACAAAGUCUUGUAGAUCAAUGGGUUAGUUUAACGGAAGAACGGAAUGCAGUAUUAGUACCAUCACCAGGAUCUGGUAUACCUGGUGCACCGGCUGUAUUAGAACCACCAGCAGGAAUGGAACCAUAUGUUCCUGUAUUAUUCCUUGAUCUCAAUGCGGAUGAUUUAUCAACUCAUCCAUCGGGUGAAGAAAUUCCAAUCAGCGGUUUAAAUUCAAUUUUAUCGAAGGAACAUGGCAAUAAAUUUUAUAAUUUACAUGUUAUUCAUCAUUUAGAGAAGGAUGUUUGUGCGGUUGCAUCAUGGGAUUCAUCGAUUCACGAUAGUGUUCAUCUUAAUCGUAUCACAGAUCCAAAUGAACGAGUAUAUUUGAUAUUAAAAACAACGGUACGAUUAUCACAUCCCGCCCAAAUGGAUUUAGUAUUACGAAAACGUUUAACGUUAAAUAUUUAUAAACGACAAAGUUUAACGGAUCGAAUAAAACGACGUAUUGUGCGCACUGAUUAUUUAACGGAAUCAGGUGUUACAUAUGAAGUUGUUUCAAACAUUCCAAAAGCUAGUGAAGAAUUAGAGGAUCGUGAAUCACUAGCACAAAUUGCUGCCACCGGUGAAGAUACAUCGUUAAGUGAUGGAGAAACAUAUAUCGAAAAAUAUACACGUGGAGUAAGCGCUGUUGAGAGUAUAUUAACCCUAGAUCGAUUACGUCAAAGUGUGGCUGUGAAGGAAUUACUCCAAGCUCAAGGUCAACCAUUAAUGCGAAAAACUGCAAGUGUUCCAAAUUUCUCUCAGUUAAUGCGAUUCGAUACAAGCAUGGAAUCGUUAACGAGUAUGGCACGAUCGGAGAGUGUAACCGAUUUAAAUGGCGAAAUGAUAUCAAAUUCAUCGUCGAGUCGUAUACGAUCCGCCCCGUUGGAUACAGCCGACGUGACAUCACCACCCAAACCAUUUGGCAUUGGCUCCAUUCUCUCAGCUCGUCCGACUUUCCUAAAUCUGAAUUUAAAUCUCAAUUCUUUGAGGCUUCAGCAACCACCUGGCGCGGCAAAACCGUCACCAGCUGGUGUUAAAAUGGGCUUACGCAUGACAACACUUCAUGAAGAGCAAACAAUUCAUCCGCCGGUUUCGUUGUCUGAAUCAAUAUCAAAUAUGGACUUUGAUAAAGACGUCGAUGAUAAACGAAAUAUGGAAGAUAGUCAUAGUGAACCAGAAUUUUCUGAGUUCGAAUCAUAUCAGGGCAUGACAACAAAGGCUAAACAGCAAGUAAAAAUGAGCAUGCCAUCAUCUAGAACUCUCGAUUCAUUGCGAGAACUUCAAGAAAGUAAGACAUCUGGUUCACCUUCAGUCACAUCCAGUGGUUAUGGAUCUCAGGCUGUUUCAUCGAGUAAUUUAACACUUGAAGAUUCACUAUCAAUACGCAGCAUUAGUGUGGAUGAAACUCCGCCACCGACAGACUUACAACCGGUAACGGAACUUGUAACCGAUUGUACAUUAAAUGAGAACGACAUAAUCGUUGACGAUGGUAUUGAAAACGACAAAAAUGAUCAAUCAGCCGAUGAUAAUUCAAUGAGCAAAUCAUCUUCAGAGAUCACCGGUGAUUUGAAUAAAUCACAAAGUGGUGAUUCUGGUUCAGAUAAUCGUGAUUAUGAUUCAACUUCAGAAGGAAGUUCAGUUGUUAAAACUAAAUUACCACCAGGAAAAGUUGUACGAAGACGUAAAUCAGUUACUAAAACAUCAACAGCUGCCCCCACACAACGAGCAUCUUUCCCAUUUUCACGAGCACAUGUAUAUGAAAGUAAGGUAGCUGCACAACGUAUGGAACAAUUUUCCGAUAUGGCGAACGAGACACAUAACAGUGAUUUAGAUUCUUCAGCUGAACGACUUGAAGAAGACCAUGAUGCAAAUAGCUUUGGUUCAAGACCAGACUUGAAUCGAAUAACAGAACCAAUACCAGAUUGGGUUGUAGUUGGUGAAAGUGUAUUAAUUCGACCCUAUAAUUGGGCUGGAGUGAUUGCGUAUGUUGGUAACACUGAUUUUGCGGCUGGUACAUGGAUCGGUGUGGAAUUAGAUGCACCAACAGGUAAAAAUGAUGGAAGUGUACAAGGUGUCCAAUAUUUUACAUGUCGUCAAAAGCAUGGAAUAUUUGUACGUUCGGAUAAAUUAAUACAGGAUCGUCGUGGGCGAGCAAUGCGCACUUACAAGAAUGAAGUUGCUCAAAAUAACAAUCGAAAUUCAUCAUCUGGUAUGAAGCGUAGUCAAAGUCGUGGUGAAGGAUUAUCCACAAUUCAUCGAUCACGUAGUCGAGGUGAAAAUUUAAAUUCAAUUGAUACACGGUCUAUGGCACCCAAUACACGUGCCAAAUAGGAUCAACUCAAUCAACUCAUUCAACAAAAAUUAUAUAUAUAUAGAUAUAAAUAUCAGUAAACAAAAUAAAUAUCUGUGGUGAUAUUUCAAAAAAAACCAAUUUAUAUAUCGACAAUUUUUUCUGAAACACAUUGUAAUCGUUCGUUCGAGAUCGUCAACAUAGAUGGCAGAGCACCGCAACGAACAUUACCUUAAAAUAAAAAACUUCGCAUUCCAAAAUAAUGUUUAAGCAAAAAAUAAAACUAAUUUUAGCCUACACAGUUAAAACCGGUUAUAAUGACAUCAUUGAAGAGACCGUGACAAAGGUUCGUGAUAAAAAAAAAUCAUCCUUUUUCGAAGAAAAAUGAACGAUCGAUCGUCAAAAGACAAUAUGGAACAUCAACAGGUCGGGAAGAAGGGAAAGAAGAUAAAAAUCCCCCGAUACGUUUAAGAAACCAAAUUUUCGUGGAUCUUUUCACGAAAAGGUUUUCAUUUUUCUUCGAAGAAAGAUGAUGAACCACCAAAUGAGCCCCCAGUAACAUAAUUAUUACUGGUACUUAAUUGGUAAAGUUGUUCCUUACAAAAAGUGAUUAAAAGUUCAAAAUAAAGUGAAUAAAAUUCGAAAUUAAAGUUCAAAAUAGUAAAUUUUGGUCGUUAUAUACGAUUAAUUUAAAUGAUGGUUCGUUGCUAUAAGCGAUAUGUCGUUUAAUUCGAUGUUUUUAUUCACAUAUGUAUUUGUAUUCAGUUUGGAUCUUGCCAAAAUUCGUCAUAACAACCGAUUUGUCGUUAUAAGCGAUGUCGUUAUAACCGA